CGGUGGGAGCAGGCGCCGGGGCCACUAUGGGGCGCGCGGGGCGCCGUGCGGACAGCUGGGGACGGUGCGGGUCGGGAGGGCCUGAGGCGCGGGGGGCCAGACGGAGCAGCAUUUUUCCAAGAAAGAUGGAGAGCGGGGGGCGGGAAGCGGACGCCCGAGGUUGUGGGGGCCUCGUCCCUUCCCCGCCGAGGCCUAAGAGAAAUGGCCAAACCCCCGGCUGGACCUGCCGCCGCGCGGGAAUCCGUGACCCAGGAAUCCUAUUCUAAGAGCUCGGACACUCAGGCAUCUACCAUGGUGUUGGGUCCUGAACAGAAGAUGCCAGAUGAUGAUGUUUCUGGAGACCAUGGGAACUCUCCCAGUCUUGGUGCACUCAACCCUGCCUAUAGUACCUCAUCUCUCCCCCAGUCCGAGGAGCACUCACAAGAGCCCUUUACCACCUACUUUGAUGAGAAGAUCACCAUUCCUGAAGAAGAGUAUUCUUGUUUUAGCUUUCGUAAGCUCUGGGCUUUCACGGGACCUGGCUUUCUUAUGAGCAUUGCCUACUUGGAUCCAGGAAACAUCGAAUCUGAUUUGCAGUCUGGAGCAGUGGCUGGAUUUAAGUUGCUCUGGGUUCUUCUGUUGGCCACCGUCGUGGGGCUGCUGCUCCAGCGCCUUGCAGCCAGACUGGGCGUGGUCACGGGGUUGCAUCUUGCUGAAGUGUGUCAUCGUCAGUAUCCCAAGGUCCCACGAAUUAUCCUAUGGCUGAUGGUGGAGUUGGCUAUCAUUGGCUCAGAUAUGCAAGAAGUUAUUGGCUCAGCCAUUGCCAUCAAUCUCCUGUCUGUAGGAAGGGUUCCUCUAUGGGGUGGAGUUCUCAUCACCAUUGCAGAUACCUUUGUAUUUCUCUUUUUGGACAAAUAUGGCUUACGGAAGCUAGAAGCGUUUUUUGGCUUUCUUAUCACCAUUAUGGCCCUCACAUUUGGAUAUGAGUAUGUUACAGUGAAGCCCAGCCAGAGCCAGGUACUCAAGGGCAUGUUCCUGCCAUCCUGUUCAGGCUGCCACACCCCACAGAUCGAGCAGGCUGUGGGCAUCGUGGGAGCUGUCAUCAUGCCACACAAUAUGUACCUGCAUUCUGCCUUAGUCAAGUCCAGACAGGUAAACCGAGCCAAUAAGCAGGAAGUUCGAGAAGCUAAUAAGUACUUUUUCAUCGAAUCCUGCAUUGCUCUCUUUGUUUCCUUCAUCAUCAACGUCUUUGUCGUCUCAGUCUUUGCUGAAGCAUUUUUUGAAAAAACCAACGACCAGGUGAUUGCAGUCUGUAGAAAUAACAGUAGUCCCCACACUCACCUUUUUCCUGAUGAUAACUCAACACUGGCAGUGGACAUCUACAAAGGGGGUGUUGUACUGGGAUGUUACUUUGGGCCAGCUGCACUCUACAUCUGGGCUGUUGGGAUCCUGGCUGCAGGACAGAGCUCUACCAUGACAGGAACUUACUCUGGCCAGUUUGUCAUGGAGGGAUUCUUGAACUUAAAAUGGUCACGCUUUGCCCGAGUGAUUCUGACCCGCUCUAUUGCCAUCAUCCCCACUCUGCUUGUUGCCAUCUUCCAGGACGUAGAGCAUCUAACAGGGAUGAAUGACUUCCUGAAUGUUCUGCAAAGCUUACAGCUUCCCUUUGCUCUGAUACCCAUCCUCACGUUUACAAGCUUGCGGCCAGUAAUGAAUGACUUUACCAAUGGAAUAGGCUGGAGGAUUGCAGGCGGGAUAUUGGUCCUUAUCGUCUGUUCCAUCAACAUGUACUUUGUCCUGGUUUAUGUCCAGGAACUAGGGCAUGUGGCACUGUAUGUGGUAGCUGCUGUGGUCAGUGUGGCUUAUCUGAGCUUUGUGUUUUACCUGGGUUGGCAAUGUUUGAUUGCAUUGGGCAUGUCCUUCCUGGACUGUGGGCGCACGUACCAUCUGGGAUUGACGGCUCAGCCUGAACUCUACCUUCUGAACACAGUGGAUGCCGACUCACUUGUGUCUAGAUGACUGACAGCCCGUGAGACUGUAUAAGAACUACUUUGUCUUAAUCCUUUUGUGCCAGGUGUCCUGUUAACAUAUCUCUGUUAGUUCAGAGGUGAGUUUUGUUCAGAUGUUUUGAACAAAAGGCAAAGAUUUCCUCAUGGGAAAGGGCAUUAAAAGCUGACAGCUGUUAAAUGUAGGACAGAGACCCACCCGCCUCCCCUGUCCUACAACAGCCAGAGCUCAAUGAUUGGCCUCUCGUGGUCACACACCCCUAUGGGCUUGUGUCUUGACUUCUGGCAUUUAAAAAUAUAUUUGUGUAUAUAUUUAUGUAAACCUGAACAUAUCAGUUUGGGUAGAGUUUUAAGGUUAUAUAAAAUUGAUAGGUCUUAUUUUUUUCGAAGAUAGUAUUCAGAUAAAUCAGAUAUUUGUUUUAUCUGGGUCACAGGUGAGAAAGGAGAGGGAGUAAUGCUCUUUUUUGGAAUGACCUGGUCAAAUUAACUUACCUUUUAAAGUGAUACUUGACUAUGGCCGGUUAAAUUCCAUGUCAGUUUUAAUCGACCAGACCCUUAGCGACUACUUCAUACCAGCACAUCAGGAAAACAUUUCUUCUUUUCAGCAUUCAUAUUUGGUCCUGGUUAUUGAUGUGCUUCUUAAUUAUAAUUCUCUUUGUUACUUUUCUUGAAAUCUUAUCGGAGGAAUGAUGGUAUUUUCUGAAGAGCUUAAUACCUUGUAAUAAGAUUCAGAAACCAUGCUCUAACUGAUGAUCAGUUUUCCAUGUGACAUUGUAACUCAGCCCAUUUUACCAUUCAGGUUUUUAGGUAUAAAAAGAAGAAACUUCUAAUAUUUACUUUUAUAAAGAUGUUGAUGGACAUAUUUGUUUUCUUUCUAAUGUUUAGAGUCCUACCAUGUGUUUUCUUCCCAUUUUUCCCAUUGAAACGCCAAACACCAUUUCUGGGUCCAAAGUCUGUGUGUCCAGGAAUGGCUAAUAUUUCUAAUGUUGAAUUUCCCCGAAUGCUAAGCAUUUUAUUGUGAGAUAUUUAUACCAAGUAAUAUGAGAUUAGAACUAGACUAGGACUUAGACGACUAGUUCUCAUGUCAUAAAUUGCCUGUCUACAUGACUCUUUUUGACCCCUCUUCUUAACUGGGACCUUUUUCCUUAAGAUUUUUAUAAUAAAAAAGUUAAUACUUAAAAAUUGAAAGACUUUGCAUAAUUAUCUGAUUGAAAAGGAGAUUUUCAACACUGGGUCACAUUUCUGCAUGGAACUGCAGUUGGCUGGAAUGAAUGGCAGCUGUCCAUCUUCAUGGACUAUACUGCAGGACAGCACACACACUCCUUCAUUUCCUUCUGGCCACAGAGACGUUGUGUUUGCAAAUACUGCAGCUUUUGUAUAACUUUGAGCAUUAUCUUCCUAUUUCAGCUUCAAAAGGUAAAUAUCUCAUCUGUCUUAUUUUAAAAGUUAGUGCUUUUCAGUAAGUUGUUUUUUGUUAAAUCCAGACAUUCCUUAUCUUCAUUUAUAAAGACCUGGCCCUCUAAGUGGCAAGUUUUCUAAGAUGAUACUUUAAAAUUCUUGGGGCCUCUGUGUGGCUCAGUCGGUUAAGCAUCUGCCUUUGGCUCAGGUCAUGAUCCUGGGGUCCUGGGAUCGAGCCCUGCAUUGGGCUCCCUGCUCUGUGGGAAGCCUGCUUCUCCCUCUCCCACAC
Lutra lutra (Eurasian river otter) is the source of this 3672-nucleotide messenger RNA. It is a transcript of the gene SLC11A2, whose product is annotated as solute carrier family 11 member 2. The coding region runs from base 202 to 1998 and encodes 598 amino acids. The record is from RefSeq and is a predicted model, not a curated record. The transcript is spliced from 17 exons. Gene Ontology annotation, cellular component: plasma membrane. Gene Ontology annotation, molecular function: iron ion transmembrane transporter activity; manganese ion transmembrane transporter activity; cadmium ion transmembrane transporter activity. NCBI's taxonomy places the organism in Eukaryota, Metazoa, Chordata, Mammalia, Carnivora, Mustelidae. Gene Ontology annotation, biological process: metal ion transport.